Messenger RNA from Papaver somniferum (opium poppy), 1624 nucleotides. RefSeq lists its product as uncharacterized. Lineage: Eukaryota; Viridiplantae; Streptophyta; Magnoliopsida; Ranunculales; Papaveraceae. Bases 30 to 590 code for a protein of 186 amino acids. The transcript has 2 exons. The record is from RefSeq and is a predicted model, not a curated record.
GAGAAUCUAUUACACCGAUUAGAGAUUUCAUGGUUGUUGAAUCUGAAGAAGCAAUACCAAUUCCUAUGGGUAUUGAUGAAGAAGAAGAUGAUUCGCUUGCGUUGGAAUUGAUUCCUCCAUUUUUCUUUGUCGACAAUGAAGAAGUUGAUUCUCUAGAGGAUUUGAUUCCUUCAUUUUUAUUCGAUGAAUCUUCGGAUUUAGAGUUGAUUCCUUCUUAUUUCUUUGAAGAAGAUGAUGAUUCUAUCCAAUUGGAUUUAAUUCCUCAAUUAUUGUUUGUUGAAAACGAAGAUGUUGGUUCACUUAAUGGUGUGCGAUCCCAUUCUAAGGAAGCUGUUACACCAGAGAUGAACUUCUCCGAGUUGAAUCAAAUCAAAAGUGAUGAGGUAUAUGGUUCUGCCCUGGAUUUUCAAUCCAAUAAGUUUGAGAUAACUUUCGAAAAUUCUGAAUACUUGAAGAAGUUGUUCUUUCAUCACAACAAGUUACUCUCUCUGGAUUGUUUUUCUCUCUAUCCUGAUGAUACUCCAUGCUUAUUUGAUCGAGGCAUUCGAACUCCGUAUGUGGACUUCUUGUUUUGUGGAAUGGGAGUUUGAAAUUGGGUUUGUCUCUGCCAUGGGUGGGAAAUUAAUGGUACCCACAGGUGAAGUGGACAUUUAUGUGGCUGUAUAUGAACAUUUAAAGGAUGAUGGAUGGGCAGCAUUCAUUCUGGUGACGAUGGUGCCAGUUUCUCUUACAACUAUUUCAUCUCAUUUUCCUGGCCAAGGUGGACAAUUACAUAGGACUGCACCAAGACCAUUUCAAAUUACUGUUGUUGCUGUCCCUUUUUUCAUAGUACUUCCAGAUGUGGUGCUUGUUAGUGUAUACUUCACACUCAGGUGGGUUUUGAGAGUUUGUAUGUGAGAAUGGGUUUUCUUGAGGUGUGUCUUGGCAGUAAAUGGUGAGGCUCAGCUGGCUUGUCUACCGGUGCACAUUUCUGUAUAUUUCGUUGUUGCAGUAAUUGUGAAGCUACAGGAUGCUUUCUCUUAUUUUGAUGCGCAAAGUGGAUGGAUGUAUGGAAGUAAUUGUGACUCCAUUUUUGUAGUUCUUCCUCCAUACCACAACAGCACAGACAAUACCGAGGUUUUAAGGACUGUUGGCAUGAAUACUUAUCCAUCUAGAGGUGUUGCUGAUUAUAGGGCUGCAGUUUACCAUGGACAACACAACACAACCAGGUUCAGGUCAACGAUAGACUUUACAACAAGAACUCCUUCCUUGUGGUCAUUUUCCUUUGCCAUUUGUGUGGCAGACAGCGGACGUGUCUCACGGCUACUUCUCUGAAGAUGUACCUACAUAAGAGAAGAGGGUGUCCCUGGAAACUCAGUUCACAUCCUUGAGGACAAGGAUGUUUCCAAGGAGCGGGGAUUGUCAUGUACUAAGAGAAGAGGGUGUCCCUUAUCAUAAUCCUGGUGGUAGUUAGCCUUUAAUAUUAAUUGUUAAUUAGUAGUUUAAUUAGAGUUAAUUAGAAGUAUAAUGGAUGGUUGAGAUGUAACCAUCUGUGUGGCUUAGGAUCGUUAUCUAGUAGGGAGACCUAACUAAUGUAUAUAUACGGAGAGUCUGUAAUCAAACUAUUUAAGCAAAUUAUAAUGAA